Fukomys damarensis (Damara mole-rat) is the source of this 3336-nucleotide messenger RNA. Its product is annotated as cadherin-related family member 4-like. The record is from RefSeq and is a predicted model, not a curated record. Bases 1 to 3075 code for a protein of 1024 amino acids. The transcript is spliced from 24 exons. Gene Ontology annotation, cellular component: plasma membrane. Gene Ontology annotation, molecular function: calcium ion binding. Lineage: Eukaryota; Metazoa; Chordata; Mammalia; Rodentia; Bathyergidae. Gene Ontology annotation, biological process: homophilic cell-cell adhesion.
AUGCCCCAUGGUGGAUGUGAUCAUGACGUGGUGAAUCCAAAAUUUCUCCCUCCUCCGGACUUUGCUGUUGUGUUACUGAAACGUGUCACCCACUCUGUUGUGUUGCCAGCGUCCUCCCUGGUGCCAGGUGACCAAGUUGCCUGUGCAGGAUACCCCCGUCGACUCUCAAGACACGAGUUAAAGAGCUGUGGUGAUCCUGGCUCUGUUGGUGAUCUCUCCAGAGUCAUCUGGGAGCCAGCGUGUUCCCAAAUUGGAGCAGAAAUUCAGAUAUUAAUUAACCCAGUGAACUUGCCUGAAAACCUGCUUCCUGGCACCCAGCUAAGUCGCGCCUAUGACAAAGAUGUGGCCGGAAAAGCAGAUGCCUACCGCUUUCUGAAUAAAACAAAGGACUUCGUCAUUGAUGCAGUUUCUGGAGUAAUCACGUCUACCAAAGUUUUUAAUUAUGAAACGGAUCCAAUAAGGUUCCUAUUUAUAGUGGACACUGGGGGACCCAGGAGGCGUGUUCUCACCAUUAAUAUCAUUGAUGUUCCCGAGCCCCCAGACUGCACAGCUGACCCCAAGUUCUCCUCAGGCACAGCUGUUUUGGAAAUCGAUGAGGACUACCCAUUAUUUCAGUCCAUUUACAGAGUGAUGACCACAGACGAGGAUCUGGCACAUGGAGACAGGCUGACGUACACAAUCGAGACUCAGUUAUCAGGGCCGAAGAUAGGAGCAAACUCUUUUGGAGUGGAUGCUGUAAAUGGCGUUGUCAGCUUGAAAGGAGAAGACACUUUGGACUUUGACAAAGGAUACCAUGUUUUCCAGCUUACACUGAGAGCAACGGACACCACAGGUCUGUUCUGCCAAGGCACAAUAAUUAUCAAGAUUAGAAACAUAAAUGAUGAAAGACCUCAAUUUGAACCAUUUCCUCUGGACUCCAUUAAUGUGACGGAAAAGAAAGCCGUUGGAGAAAUUGUAGCAAGAGUAAAGGCGAUAGAUCCAGACGAAGACACCAGCAUCACUUACGCCUUUAAAACUCAGCAGGAGAUGUUUGGCUUGGACCCUUCUACAGGAAUAAUCACACUUCUCCAGCCUUUGCAUCUGGACAACCGCAAAGCCUACUCUCUGGACAUGGAGGCCAGAGACAGCGGGAAUAAUACCGGUGCUUAUACGCUCACUGUGUGGGUGGGGCGGGAGGAAGAAGCCAUCGCCUGCGACCCGAACUUUGAAACAGGUACAGGUGUUUCCCUGUCCGUUCCUGAAAAUGUCCCUGCAUCAGCCUUUAUAUAUAUGGUUCUUUCAAGAGACCCAGAUCCAGGGCAAGAAGUUGAACAUUUCCAGUUCGUGAUCGCCAUGCGGAGCCGCGGGAGAGGCCCGGCGGAGUCCUGCGUGGGCACCGUCACCCUGCACAUCCAGGACGUCAACGACGAGAGCCCGCUCCUCACAUACUCGCCUGAUGCUCCUCUGUAUGUUCAUGAAAACGUGCCGCUUGGCACAAAGCUGACGACGCUGACGGCCACGGACAGAGAUGCAGAUGACUCGGUGCGCUAUGAGUUUGUAGAGACACACAAAGAAUUUUUCAUAAAUGAAGAUUCAGGAGAGGUAACAGUGGCCUAUCCUUUGGACUAUGAAGAUGUAGGCAUCCCAAAGUCUUGGGUCUUAUGUGUCAGAGUGUAUGACAACCAACGGGCACAUUCAACAACUGGGACACUCACGGUGAUUCUCCAGGAUGUGAAUGACAACUCGCCUCGGUGCUCUCGGGACAUUUACACAAUUGAGCUUGCUGAAAACACCCCAGUCGGAACUCUUCUCAUCUCUCUGGCCUGCACAGAUACAGAUGGAACUUCUCCCAAUAGCAACAUAACUUAUCAUUUGAUCGCGGACCCCUUUUCAAAUGAAACCUUCAGUCUCACAAACAAUGAGCUAAAAGUUGGACCUAAACACCUAGAUUCGGACAGUGCUGUUUUUGUAGGAAUGCACUUCAAAUAUACGCUGUUUGUGAAAGUGUCUGAUGAGGGAAGUCCUGCCCUUUCAACCAUCGUUACAGUCAUCGUAAGGGUGCCUCGCAUGAAUGAGCUGGAUCCGGUUGGAACUACCUCGGCGUUUACCUUCACUAUACCUGAGAAUAGUCCAGCUGACACACUCGUGGGGCAACUCACAUUUUCAGAUGCAGACUGGCCUUUUAACAGUCUCAAGUACACCAUUGUUGGAGGCCGUCUAGGAACGCCACCCAGAUUUUACAUGGAGCCAGACACAGGAAUGAUAAAGCUACUGGGUUCCCUGGACAGGGAAGCUGAGUCACAGUACAAGAUAGUUGUGAGAGUCACAGACGUGGGCAACGACGCUUACCCAGACCCCCUCAGACAGAGAAGUGCGACUGCUCAGGUGACGGUCAAUGUCCUGAAUGUGAACGAUGAACCUCCUACUUGUCAUCCACCACAUUUGGAAACUCGGAUUUAUUCCACAGUCAAAGGCCCUUUUAUUCAACUCAACUGUUCAGACAGAGACUCUCCACAGGGACAGCUCAGCUAUUCAAUUGUAGGAGGAAAUACACAUAAUCAUUUCACUCUUCAGAGACUGGGUGUUGAUCCUCCUUCACUGGCCACCAGGCAGCAUUUCCAGUAUGAUGGAUUCCAGGGAAUUCAAGCCCCUGUGACGGUCCAGUUACUUGUUGAAGUCACUGAUGAAUUAGGUGGGAGUAAAGCUCAUCAGCUGUCGGCCACUUCUACCAUCACUGUUCAUGUGGUUCCCUGGACCACACCACAUCCAACUUCAUCCACAAAGACAGCUUCAACCACAAUGACUACUUCUGUGGUAAGGAAGACCUUGUACUACUGGAGCCCGGAUAGCUGGUUUCCUGCCGUGCUGACCCUGACCGGAGCUCUUCUCCUGAUCUGUCUGUAUGCUCUGGCGUGGUGCCUCUUCAAAGAUGUGCCUGCCUGUUGGAGAUUAUUCCCUCAUGGUGACAAACAUCAGCGGAGUGUGGCUAGCCUCGCUGCCGAGGAGCCAGGGCUGGGACCACGCCAUGGAAAUUCACUGAGUAAGGACCCCAAGCUAAGCACAAAACUCAGCUUGCUGCCUGGAAGUCAUCAGUGACAGUGAUGUGAUACCUGUUCAGCAGUAAGACAGAGGAUGCCAAGAUGUUGGACAAUUAAGAAAAGGAAGUGAUCUGGAGAGAAGGCAUCUGAUUUGACCAGUUUGAAGUUCACCGUCUCUUCUGUCACUCGCGUUACUUGAAAAGGUCUCUUAAAACACAGCCUCUAACAUUAGAACAGUAGCAGCUUUCACAACGUAGCUGGAUAUUUUUGUGUAACCUCUCACACAACUGAAAAGUGUGAAUUUUACUGCUGCACUAUG